UAACUGUGAUGUGACAGUUUCAGUCCCAUUUUAAUUACAAUUUAGAUUAAUGAUUAUAACAUUUUCCAAUUUUUUAAUUAAUUAUAGGCUUCGACAAUGGCGUCUGUAAAUAACCAGAGCAACAUAGAAUCCUUAAAAAAUGAAAUAGAAAGAUUAACAAGAGAAUUAGACCAAGCAAGUAGUGAAAAAGUUCAGUCAGCUCAGUAUGGGUUAGUCUUAUUAGAAGAAAAGAAAGAACUGCAACAGAAAUGUGAAGAAUUUGAAGCUUUAUACGAGAAUACCAAACAUGAGUUAAACAUUACUCAGGAGGCUUUAGCAAAGUUCCAAACUAGUCAUAAAGUUACAACAAAAACUGGGAUUGAGACUGAAGAAUCGCUCAUAAAUGAGUCGGUAGCUAGAGAAUCGUCGCUGACGUUACAGAUUUUAGAGUUAGAGAAUGAGAUUAAACAGUGCAGACAUGAGUUGGAAAGAGUCACCGCUGAAAGAGAUCGAAUGCUCCAAGAAAAUAAUGAUAUGGGCAAAGACAAGGAGGACAGAAAUAUGGAAUGCAAAAAACUCAGAACGGAACUACGAGAAGUCAAAUUUAGAGAAAAUCGUCUUAUAUCUGAUUAUUCGGAAUUGGAAGAGGAGAAUAUUGCUCUUCAAAAACAAGUUUCUGCCUUGAAAAGCUCUCAAGUUGAAUUUGAGAGUUUGAAGCAUGAAAUAAGAAGAUUGCAAGAAGAGAUGGAUUUAUUGAAUUUGCAGUUGGAAGAAAUGACAAAUUUAAAAAAAAUUGCUGAGAAACAUAUGGAAGAAGCCCUUGAAUCAUUACAGAGUGAACGAGAAGCAAAAUAUGCUCUUAAAAAAGAACUGGAUCAACAAAUAAACCGUGAAUCCUUUUAUAACAUCAACAACCUCGCUUACCGGAUCAGAGGUAUAGCAGGAGAGGAUCCAGUUAGCAGUGAUUGUGAAGAUGAUCUUCCUGGCCUUAAACAUCUUGAAGCUACCAUUUGUAGUGAGGUUCAAUCACCGGAUGGUAAGCAGGUUGAUUUAUUCUCCGAAGUGCAUCUUAACGAACUGAGAAAAUUGGAAAAGCAGUUGGAGGCUUUAGAAAAAGACAAAAUUAGUUUGACGCAAAGUUUAAGGGAAAAUCAGGGAAUGGUGGAAAAGAGUCAAGGCGAGCUGCAGGUGUUCGUGGCCCGUCUAACCCAAUUAGCUGCUCACGUGGACUCCUUACAACACCUCUCACAAACCGUGGAUAAAAACCUCACCAAACCCGCAGAAGAAGCAGCUAGAGCCCUUCAACAAUACCAGCAAUGGUUCAAAAUGUCAUCUAAGGAGAUAGAACUGCUCAAGCGCGAUAUUAAAGAAUUAGAAAAUCUUACCAACGUAUCCGACGCCACCCUGCAAUUAAGAAACGAAAUAACGAACUUGAAAAAUAAACUGUUUGAUACUGAACAAAAGAGUAUGGAUUUAGAUAGUGAUCUCAAGCUGCUGAGAGACUUCGCCUGUGAAGCUGGUGCUUCGUUAGAUGAAAGUCAAAAUACUUUGCAAGGAGUUUCAGAAGAUUUGGCUCAGCUUUAUCACCAUUUGUGCACGAUUAAUGGGCAAACUCCUUCUAGAGUUAUCCUUGAUCAUGAAAAGGAAGGACUAACACCAAUGACUGAAACAGCUCCACCCAUCGGAGAAAUGUCUAAAAUAGAAUUAUUAAGAAGCAGACUGAAGAAUGACAUUCCAUUGCACGAGUUAGAACCCCUGAAUGAUACAGCAACUUUAUCCAGAAAUGUCUUCACCAUUGUAGAUCAAAUAAAACAUCUAAGAACCGCUGUUGAAAGUACUAUAGAGUUAUCUAAAAAUAAAAGAGGCACCACCGAUGGAUCGUAUGAAUCUUCUCGUGACGAAUCCAGUGAAUCAGAGAUUCAAGAGUUACAAGAACAGGUGGUGAGGUUGAAAAGUCUUUUAUCUACAAAACGUGAGCAAAUUGCUACUUUGAGAACAGUUUUGAAGUCAAACAAAAACACCGCUGAAGUGGCUCUGACGAAUUUGAAGAGUAAAUACGAAAAAGAGAAGACCAUCGUUUCCGAAACUAUGAUGAAGCUAAGGAACGAAUUAAGAUUACUUAAAGAAGAUGCUGCCACAUUUUCAAGUCUCCGUGCUAUGUUUGCUGCUCGUUGCGAGGAAUACGUCACCCAAGUCGAUGAACUACAGCAACAACUCAGCGCAGCCGAAGACGAGAAGAAAACCUUGAAUCAACUUCUACGUUUGGCCGUACAACAAAAGCUGAACAUCACACAACGAUUAGAGGAGCUGGAAGUCGAUAGAGAGAUACGAAAUGCCGCACGGCGUCCAAAUAACAGAAAUUACUCCAGAGGUGGCAGAUCUGGCGGACGAGACGUCUUUUAGCGUAGAAGAAGACCUUUUGUUUAUGCCUUAGCUUUUGUUACCACCUUUUUUAGGUUGUAAAUUAUUCUAGGUACGAGGAAAAAGCAGUGUGACUUUUAACAUGAAAUACCCGUUGCUGUCAAGUACGGUGAGUAUGCCGAAUACACUAAAUUUUUGGUUUAGUGUAUUUAGUGGAAUUUUGAAUAAGUGGAUUAUGUCUGAAAAAGUGUUUAGAGUUGAACUUUGGAUUUUUUUAGACUAAGCCAUGUAUAUAUCAGCCUCUUCCAGGGUUAUUUGUACAGUCUUAAGAGAAUUACUGUUUUUAACCAGUUGUAUAAUAUUGGAGCCAAAAAAUAUAGGGCUUAAUAUUAAAACUUGUUGCACCACUAAAGAUAUAUUAAAAAUAAAGAAUUUGGACAAAUACUUUUAAUUGAUCAUUUUUGACAUUCGAAAUAAUGCAAAUCAUUUGGAAAUUCAUGAAUCUAGGAAAGAAAGUCUAUCAAAAGUGUGUUUCAUCAAAAAUAUUUAUACCGGAUAUUGCUUCGUCGAAAUACGAAAUUUGAGUUGUUUUUUAAUUGUGAAAAUUAUUGGCUUAAAUAUUUUUUGUCUUCUUCCUCUUUCUUAUAAUCCUUAGUGCCUUUCAGGGCGUCGGAUUUAUUUUUCGUCAAACAUUUAACAGUUGAAGAGCUCUAAAAUAUGCAUCCAAAAAAAUAAAGUUUAUUAUAGCCCCGUAUGCCGGGGCAUCAUUCACGAUCAAAAUAACAUAUUUCAGGGGUUCCCAAAUAUUUUCAGUUAUUAUACAUUGGCGGGCAAAACAUUUAGGUCCCUAGAUGAAUUAUACACGUUUGAUGCCUCGAAUUUCCUAAACCUGUUGUCCGAUUUGAGUGAUUUUUUAGUAUCUUAUAGUUUUAUUAUUUAAGAAUCUCAAUGUAUUAAUAUUGUUGCUAGACAGAUAAAUGCGAUUUUAUACCAGGUGUAACAAUCAUACUGUGUUUUUUUAUUAAAGUUUGGAACACUCUGUGGAAUAUUCUAGCAUGGAUAAAAUAUUGAAAUUAAAACUCAAUUGUAGCCUUAGGCUUUGUUAACAUUUUCUUUUUUGAUUGACCGGUUGAGAUAUGCAACUCAAAUUUGGUAGGUUUUAGGAGGUAGUCAUUGCGCAUUUUUUGACAUACAAUUAAGAAUUUUAUAUUCAACAUUAGCGUGCAUACGUGAUGUAUCUGAAAUAUUUAUACCCGUAUGCACGCCAGUGGUGAAUAUAAAAUUCUUAUUUGUAUGUCAAAAAAAUGCGCAAUAACUACUCUUAAAACCUAUUAAAUUUCAUUUGCAUAUCUCAACCGGUUUUAGAGCAACAAAUAAACUGUCAGUUUGUAAGAAAAAAUUCAGCAUCCCGUAUCUCGGAAACGAAGCAUUUGUAGACCUAUGUUUAUAAAGCAAACAGUCAUUAUUUUUUCAUGCAGAAUUACUCCUUAAAGUUUGUCGCACUUAUUUAGAAAUACCCUGUAUUGAUGAAGAACAUGGCUAGUUGUUAAAGUACCUAACUUUUUUAUUAUCCAACAUAAGCAAAUGAAUGAAAAAAGAUAAUGUUAAGAAAGCCUAAGGCUACAAUUGAGUUUUAAUUUUAAUUUUUAUCUAUGCUAUAAUAUUCCACAGAGUGUUCCGAACUUUAAGGAAAAAACGUACUAUUGUUACACCCGGUAUAAAAUGAAAUUUACCUGUCUUGCAACAAUAUUAACACAUUGAAAUUCUUAAAUAAUAAAGCUAUAACAUACUAAAAAAUCACUUAAAUCGGACCACAGGUUUAGGACAUUCGAGGCAUCAAACGUGUAUCAUUCAUCUAGUGACCUAAAUUUUUUGCCCGCCAGUGUAUUAUAAUAUUAUUAACGACUGUAUAUUGUCAAUUCGCUAAAUAUACUGGGAGAUAUUAAUCUGACGUGCAAUCAUUUAUGACGGCGAGGGGACUUAAAGAUACAUCAGAGAUGAACUACCAAAUAACGUUGUGGACAUUUUUUGUGGUCUCCAUUUUUGGGAAACUCCGACUUUAUUUUUAAAAAUCCUAUACAGCGAUGAUUUUCUCAUUUCUGCCAUGCCUGUCAAUCGAUAGGGAACUAUCGAUUUUAUGAUCAAUUUUUUUAGACAUAAGGGUUGCAAAUUAUCUAAACUAGAAGUCAAACAAUUAGAAAUGCACGUCAUAGAUUGAAUGACAUCAUAACCAACCGUUGCAAACUUGACAGCAAACAAAUUCAACCAAUUUUUGCUCAUAUAUUAGUUUUUUCUCUACCCUCAAGUUUGGCAGGAAAGCGCUGUUGCCAAAUAAAAAACAUAUGUAAUUACCACAGCAACUACAAGCUACAGUGUUUCUUUUUGUCUUUAAGAGUGUGCAACAAAGAUAACUAUCUGUAAUAUAAGUGUGAAAGUCAUGUUGUCCUAUAAAAGGUUAUGUAAGAUUUUUGUUUGCUUAUUAUUUUUUUCUUUUUCUUUUAUGUACUUUGGGAGCUGCGCCCAUUUAGCGUCUAGCUAAAACUACCAUACAACAAACUUAUUGCGAACCUAAUCGACCAAUCAAGGAUAGGGAAGAGAAAGGGUUAAAAAAUAAACUAAAUAUAAUAAUGACAUCAUAUAAACUCGUCACUAAUUCUAACCAAUGAAAUGCUCGCUGUAAUAGGAAUGGCAUGUCAAAAAAAUCUGAUUAUUCCCGAUAUAUUUUUUUAAAUUUAGAAUAUGGCAACAAGGGGAAAAUAACAUGCAUUCCUUAUUGUUUGAUGUUCCCUGUAUACAUAUAUAAAUAUAAUAAGAGAUUUAAACAUAACGUAAAAAUUUAACAAAAAUAGGUACCAAUUUUCGGGGAUCUUCUCCUUAACUGCCUAUUACAAAUAUGACAUUAUUCAUCUCAGAAAGCUCAUAACAAGUGUUGAUAUAAGUGCUGCUAAGAUAUAAAAGAAAAUUAAGUCUCCGAAAAGCCGUCGAAAUUUUUCGCAUGGCCUUAUUCUCUUUUGAGAUAAUUUCAUAUUUUUAACUCGUAGUUAUGAGAAAAUCACCAAUAUCCCCAAAAAUUACCACUGUUCGUUACUUUUUCACGUCAUUUUCAACCGUUAGGAUCCUUAUAACUAAAAUAUUUGAUCAUAAAAUCGAUACUAGCCAACAAUUUCAUGAAAAUGACAGAAAUUAGAAAAACGUCACUGUGUAGGAAUUUUUUUUCCUGCUAUAUUUCAUAAUGUCAGAUUUGACCGUGACUAAUGCCCCAGCAUACGGAACUAUAAGAAAGAAAAAUAAAAUAUUAGCAAUAACCUCUAAACCAAUUAAUUGAAAAUAUCGGUUUUACUCUUCAACGACGUAGUAUCCGGGAUAUUUAAUAUAUGUUUUAGUGGAUUUUAAAAUGCAACAACUUCUGUUCUGUCCAUUUUAGUAAAUGUGAUAUAAAUGAGUUGUUUAACAUAAAUUAAUUUCAUUCUAACUUUUAUAGGACGCCUUUGUUUGUUCGUAGAGGCGUCCUGUACAUUAUUUAGUAGGUAAUAGACUAAUAUGUGCAAUUUAAUUACUCAGAAUUGCACAAUUACACGAAAGAUUGGGAAUUAACGUGGUGAUCGGUUUUAACAUAUUUAUAAAACUCUUAGGGGGUUUUUUAGUUUAAAAUAUAUUAAUAUUAUGUUGUAGUUCGCUUUUUCGAACCUUUUAAACUUAUUUUUGUUGUUGACUGUGUUUUUACUACUGUCUUUGCAUUUAUUUGUUAUUCAGCCUUGAAUGAAGUUUUUACAAACGUUAGAAAUCUUUUUUGGCUAUUUAUAAGGGGGUAUUCUUAACCAUUUAGUGAUGACAGGUCAACGGGGAAAUUCAAAUUUGAUUAGGCUGUGAAAUUUUAACAUUUUUAGUGUGUACUUUUGCAGAAUGUCCAUAACAGACAAAAGUAUUGAGUAUUUUUGAGCCUGUUUUGGCAUUGGUCAUAAACCUUUCGUUGUAUUUUCAAGGUUAAAAUGUCAUUCUGUGGAAGUGACUAAAGUUCUAACUAAAUAUAUAAUUUUUUUCACAGCCUACUUUAAUUUGAACUAUACUCGAUGUGGCUCUAUAAUAUCAAACGCCUAAUAAAGAAAAAUCUAUUUUUAAUACGAAUUAAGACAAUUGUAAUUGUUAGUUUUAACCUGCGAGAACUGUUUGUCGUGAUAUAAACAUUAAUUAAUUAUGAACCUAUUUAGUAACCAAAACCUUGUCAAUAUAUACGAAUUUAAAGCAGAAACUUUUUCUCUAUUCAUAACUUAUUCAUUGUUCCCCAUAACAACAAUGCCUUUAUUUUUAAAAUGUUUCGACGGUGGUCUUUAUAGAUUUAGAAGACUUUGGGAGGAAACUAGAUCGUCAAUACUAUAACCUGUUUUUAAACUAGGAGGAGUAACUCAAAAGACAUAUUUACACCCAAUAAUAUCACUUCAUCUUCUUUUUUGGUUGAUCAUGUCAGCCUUUGACGGUAAUCCAUAAAUAUUAUAUUAUACUAAUAUGUCGCUAAAGAGUUCUAAAGAUAACGGUUUUUUUAUAUACUCACGGACAAAAAUAUUGCAUAUGCACGUGAAAUGAAAUUUCUGCUGCUAUCUUUAGCCCCCAAGUAUCAUAGGAAUAGGAUUUCUUUUUCGAAUGCGAUGUUUUAAAGUGUCAUAUAAAUGCUAUAAUCGGAUUUAAAGCUGAUCUGGACUAUAUUCUGGCCAAUAUAAUUUUCAAAUUAAAUCUCAUCAAGAUAGUUAUUCACUGUUGUAGCGACAUAAAGACGUGCAGUCGCACCAAUAUGUCAUAUCCAAUGUGGCUUGCAAAUGGCAAAACAUGAUCUCCUAAAAUAUUUUCAAUGUACAUGUCAGUUGGCAUUCGCCUAAUCACAAUCACGUGUUGGAUAUGUCCUUUCAAAGCAAUACCACUCCGUAGCUCUAUGCCGCCACCACAAAAACUAACGCUCUGUAUGAGGUUACACCUGAUAAACUGUUCACCAACUCUUCUGUAGACAAAGUUUUGUUAAUCCUGCUUCCAUAUGAUGAACGGUCUGCCAGUAACGGUAUGAUGUAACCUCAUACAGUGUUAAUUUUGGUUGUAGCGGCAUAGUGCUAUGGAGUGGUAUUUUUUUAACAGAAGAUACCGAACUUGUGGAGGUGAUUGGGUGAAUGACAGAUGAUAUGUACAUUAAAAACAUUUUAGAAGAUCAUAUUUUGUUAUUUGUCAGCCAUAUCGGAUAACAAAUUCGUGUUAAUGCACCAUAACGGAGGUCUUCAUGUCGGUAGAAUAAUGAAUACUUACCUUGAUGAGAUUCAAUCUAAAAAUUAUAUUGGCCAUCAUAUAUAGCCAUAUCAAAUUUAAAUCCGAUUAUACCAUUUAUAAUGAUACUUUAAAGCAUCGCAUUCGGAAAAGAAAUUCUAUUUCUGUGACACUGGGGGCAGCAGACACAAUUUCAUUUUACACGUUAAUUUCAAAAUAUGAUAUAUUUUUGUCCGUGAGUGUAUAAAUGCAGACUGAAAAUAAAAAAAUUUAAGGAAUAAUGCAGAAAACACAAAAAAUCGCCGAUAUAACUUAAUUAACCUAUGAAUUAUAAAUGCCAACAGUAUCAAAAUUUCAUAAUUUAAUGAAGUAAACUUGCCUGCUGUUAAACCAAUUACAAACAAGCAUUAUGGCGCGGUAAAUUUGAAUUACUCCUCGUAGUUUAAAAACUAGGUAUAGUAUCUAUAUAUUGCACAAUAAUUCAUAUUGUGCAAUAAUUAAUGCACAAUUAAUUAUAUUGUGCCAUUAUUGAUGCACUUUUAAUAAUGGUGUGCAAUAAUUUGUGCACAAUAAAAUAUAUUGCACAAUAAUUCAUAUUGUGCAAUAAUUAAUGCACAAUUAAUUAUAUUGUGCCAUUAUUGAUGCACUUUUAAUAAUGGUGUGCAAUAAUUUGUGCACAAUAAAAUAUAUUGAACAAUAAUUCAUAUUGUGUAAUAAUUAAUGCACAAUAAAUUAUAUUUUGCAAUUAUUGGUGCACGUUGAAUGAGCUUGUGCAAUAACUGAUGCGCACUAAAUUAUAUUGAGCAAUAAUUUAUAUAGUUUAAAAAUAAUUAUCAAGAUAUCGCUAAACAAAAUGUGUCAAUCAAACAGUUUGAUAUUUAUUGUGUAACCUGGUCAAUAUGACAUUGUGGACGAAUAUACUGGUACAGUUAUUUUUAAAGUAGGAAAAUAAACAUAAAAUAUGGAUACACAGCGAAAAUGUUGAAAGCUGAAACUUAUUGAAGUGUAUCAAGUCUUACAAGCAAUGUUAUAUUGACAUAGAUAUCUAGUGUACUCUCAUUGAAAAAUGUUUACUCGGAGAAAUAAAAUAUGGCUUUGUACUACUUACUCCAUUUUUCAUUUCAUUUGUAAUUCUUAAUAAUACACCAUAUCGUAUUCUAUCGAGUCACAGGACGCUUUGAAAAUUGAUUAGUUAAGUAAUACAUACAUUUGAUUAGUUAUAGUAGAAUGACUAUAGAAAUUUGUUUUUUCAUUUUUUUUUUCAAAAUUAAUAAUGCAAUGACUGUAGAACUUUAUUUUUUUGUUUUGGUCAGUUUGGUGAAUGCCAAACUGACUAAAAUCUAUUGCACAAUAUGUUUGUGCGAUAAAUUAACAACAAUAUUGAUCAUUUAGUGCAGCUUAUCACAACAACUUACUUAACAAGAUAAUAUAGUCUAAUUUUUUAUCGUUACUUUUUAAAUACCUCCUUAUACAUUAAUAUAUUUAGCAUUACAAUGUUGUUCUAUUUUCUCGCUGGUUUAUAUAAGUAGCACCAAUGCAAAAUUAGCGGGAACGGUUUUAGGAUUACACAUUUUUUAUUAAGCAUUUUAAAGAACUGUCUGUCCCUUUUUUAUUAGUACAAAAUCGCAUAUGAAAGGACAUAUAUGUCAAUAUUUUUAUAAUCCAUCUAGGCCUGUCUUUACAGAUGGUGGCAGCUGUUAAAUGACGAGUAAUAGACGUAUUUUAGAACAAUAGACUGUCUUUUCUGCUGUUAUCACCUUAUUCGAUCCAAAAAUUUGUACAGUCUCCAAGUUUGAUGAACGAAUAAAAGUGAGUAUAGUUACUCCAACACUGUUCACGAUUCAUAAUCAGAACAUUUUGUCUUUUUUGUAAAACAAUUAUUUUUAACUUGUUCAUUUUACUGAUCAAUAAUAUAUGUCUAUAACAUGGUCUAGUACUUAUAUGAUCUCACGACAUAUAAUUAAGUAAAUGACUUCAUUUACAGUGAUAUUCCAAAACCUUCUUUCCUUUCAAUCGAUGUAAUUGUUUUUACUUUAUUCAGUGUAAAGCAGCUUCCAUCUACUGCUUGAGUGUUAUUUUGAUUUAGCUGCAGCUGCAGAGCGUAAAGUAUUGUGAUAUCGUUAAUAAUACAUUGUAACAAAUAGAUGAAAGAAACCUUCAAAGUGGCACAUAUAUAUUGCUGAGAAAAUAGAUUUCUUAUUUCUGGGUGAUAUGAUAUAAAUGUGGCAUUGCGCCAUAUGCGCAAAUAUUUUUUCAUACUCUUUCGUGUAAAUUCCUCUCUUCUGGGAUACCGUUAUCCUAUAACUAUAUUGUCAAUAUUUUCUAUAGUUUCAUCGACAGUUACUGUUUUUGUCAGUUUUUCAUGUAUAUCAUCUUCAAUCUAUCAAGAAAAUAAUUCAAACCCAGAAUAAUAACCUGUAAAAAUAGGGAUGGUUCUAUAAUUAGUCACAAGGAACAUAUACUAAACAGAUGGGCGAAUAAUUUUGAACUGCUUAAUGGUAAUGAUGAAGCUGAGAUGGGAGCUUCCAUGAUUCAAAAGACCAGCAGAACUCUGGCUAUAGAAAGAGCUAACCAGACAUGUAGAAGAAUAAUCAUUGACGAUUUAGAACUGGAAGUUGUAGACACCUUUACGUAUAACAACGUCAGUAAAUAAAUGAAAGAAAAAUAGUGCUUGCCAAUAAGCGUUACUGUGGCUUAGAAAAUAGGGGGUCUAAAAACUACCCAUGAAAAUAAAGUGGCCGUCUACAAAACACUAAUAAGACCAGUGUUAACAUAUGGAGCAGAAACAUGGUCACUCACACAGAAGGACCAAGGACUGCUUAAAUGUUUCAAGCGAAAAAUCCUAAAAUAAUACAUGGGGGAUAAAAGAGGAAGGUUUGUAGCGCAGGCGUUACAACUUGAGUUGUAGUAUAAGUCUUGGGGAACCUUACGUUGUAAAAUUCGUUAAGAUAGAAUGCCUUAGAUGGACAGGGAAUCAAGUGAGAAGAAGGUGUAACAGUCAGAAAAGUUUUUGACCGACGAGGGCCGAUCAGCCAACGAGCCAAAGGAAGACUAAGGGUGCGUUCACUACGGAGACCAAAGGAUGGUAUCCUAGCCUAGAGCAUGGUGUCGUACUCUUCAUAUUCGUGAAUUCUCGCAUUUAAAAUAAUGCAUUUAUUUUAUAUAGCGAUCGAUAAUAUAGUUUCGAUCGCCAGGUAAAAUAAAUACAUUAUUUUAAAUGCGAGAAUUAACGAAUAUGAAAAGUACUAUACCAUGCUCUAGGCUAGGAUACCAUCCUUUGGUCUCCGUAGUGAACGCACCCUAAGACGUAGGUAUCAAGACAACCUAGAGAACGAUUUAAAAUCUAUUAGAGUUAGAGCAUGUGAUGUCACUGAAGAUGAUAAUCGUCAUCAGUCGUAGUUAUGCCGUGUUGAAUUCCUCUACCCAUUCUUUUACUGUGAAUCACGCAGAUGUUACAAACCAUAUCAACUUCAGAUACAUUUUUGUUGGUGAUAAAUCAUCCGAAUCAGUUUUGUGGUAAAAUGAUAUUUAGGCUUAUCUAUUUUUUUCCGUGCCCUCAUUUGUUGUUGUUCUUCUUCAGCCUUAAGUAAUCCAAUUUUGGACAUAGGCCUCCCCCAAUUCAAUUCAGUGUUUUCUAUUUUGCGCCACUUGUCUCCAGUUGUGUCCUCCAAUUUUCUUCAUGUCAUCAGCCCAUCUCAUUUGUGGCCUUCCUCUGCUUCUCCUUCCUAACCAUGGUCUCUUUAAAAUCUUUAGUCGCGCAUGGCGACCGCGCAAUGUUCCCAGUCGCUUUUGCCCCACUCUCGCAUUGCUAGUCGCAUUCAGUUCGUCUGAUAUACUUACCGUUGCACGUCAUUAUCUACGUCAGAGAUCUAAGUUGACAUUGUUGCUCAAUUACAAAAAAUUCUUGAAUUCAUUUUAAAUCAAAUAUAUCACAUAAUUUUCGAGGAAGUGGAUUAUACAACAAAAGAAAUUAAUAUUCAAUGUAAAUAAAUAAAAACUUUAGAAAUAGAAAACAGGAAUUUAGUUAUAAUCUUACGUUAAAGUAAAUAAUAAAAACAGUAAAUAUAAUAAAACAAAUACUUAUAGUAAAGAAUAAAAACAAAUAUGAAGUGUCAUCACCGCAACUGUCAAAUAAAUGUUACCAAUUUAUGCCACAAUAUCACCUUCGUUCGAUUACAAUUACAGUGUGUUCUGAACAAGUGUGCUUUAUAAAAACGCUUUAUAAUCAAUGUAUACAAAUUAAAUGAAACAUAUUAUUGUGUAUUUCUUCAAGUUAACAUUAAUAGAAAUCUUCAAAUAUUAUUUCUUCGCGUAUAUAAUAAAAUAUGUCUAGUGGCUGUAAUUCCAGUGUAGUCGGCUAAAUGAUUUUAAAAAGGAACAGAUCUACCGCCUAAAUAUUUCGUGUUGGUAUCAUGUGACGUCACGGGCUAUGACGCGGAUGACGUGCAACGGUAAGUAUAUUAGCCGGAGUAUAGAAACGUAUGGGUUUUAACAGGGAAACCCCGCAUCCACCACCGGUGAAUUACCAAUUGCGUACUGCCGGUAUUACUUCUUGAGAUCAAAGUGCCGACAUGGAAGAGGUUUUACUGUCCCUCUUUAUACUGUGGUCGGGCAUUGUGUCCUGCGAAGCUCCAUUUUAAUUUGGCAGCAUGUUCUCCUGCGUCUUUUACUUUGGUUUUGUUUCUAAUCCAUUUAUUUGUUUUUUUUUUGUCUAAAAGACUCACCCCGAGCAUUGAUCUUUCCAUCGCUCCUUGUGCCAAUUUGUUGUUACAGAUAAUAAAUAGGACAUCUAUUCCUUCAUGUGCGAUUUUACUAAUAGGCAUUUUCGCAUUCACAGAUAGAUCCGUACUAUAUAAUAUAAUCAGUUCGAUCAAAAAUAUUACUAGUAGUAGCUAGAAUGUGAUUAGCACGAUUAUACCACGGUGUAAAUAUUUAUAUUUUAUAUUUAUAAUUUUUUGAGUAGAUUGCUUCACGAAAGUUACUUUGAUAAUAUCACAAAAUUGUUAUGUGUUAUUGUUAUCGAUAUACCAUUACAGUUAGUUAUAACAGUAAUUGAAUUAUAGAAUUACGGAAAGGCAAGUAUCACUCGUUUCAGUGUUUGUUGCCACCACGGUUCUGGAUGACAUUCGAUUUGGCGUAGAAAUGCUCACGUUUUGGUCGUCCCUUUGGUGAAAAAUUGGUAAAUUCCCAACUGAGUGUCACUCGAAGCACUUCACACGUUGUUGGAGCAGGUGUACGACGUCUUACACGCCUUUUGAGAAGGCUUCAUAUAUGCUCAAUAGGAUUAAGAUCUGGACUUUGAGCAGGCCAGCCAUUUUUGGAAUACCAACAUCUUCAGGGACUUUGUGAUAAUCUUGCAUUACCACAAAACCAUUGCCAAUAAACUCAGCUUAUGGUAUCACAUGACGUUGCAUGGUUGCCCUUUUCUGUGAUGCGCAGUUUGUUUUGCACGACAUAUGACAGCACACAAUUGUCAAUUUCAAUUAAUGGGCGGGUAUAAACAGUAAAACAAUUUUAUUCUUAUGAAUACUCGAAGAAAACAGUAUGGAAACCAAUAUCAACCGUUUAAAAUUAGAUACGACCAAAUCAAUUCUCUAAUUAUUUUUGGCAUACACUUUUACGUUGAGUAACUAUGAUGUUUAAUUUCACUAUCAGUAUAGUAUACAUUCUCAAAGUAAUUUCUGUGAAGUGAUUUAACAGUAUUUAAAUUUCGUGAUCUGUGCGAUUAUUUAUAUUAUUUAUUUAUAAUUUUAUACACAUAUAUAGUAUAUUUGUAUUGUUUUGCUAAAAUGCUAGUUGUUAAUUUUUACUACCAAUGUUUAUUUAUAGGUACUAGACUUAUUUAAUAAUUUCUUGCGUUAUUAAUAUUGACCGUAGUCACAUACAUUGUGGCCGACAUUAAAAUGGUAAUAUUAACGCAAAAAAAAUUGAUAAAACGACAGUUUUGUAAAAAAUAAGUAAAAAACAGGGAUUAUUUUUUUGUGAAUUUGAUGGCUUUGGCCGAGCCAGACAUUAAAACAGAGAUUAGCAUAGAAACUUUAAACAAUUAUAGUUUGAAUAUUUAUAGAUGUUAAUAAUAUUUCCUUCCUAAUUUAUUCCCAUCUUACAGUUGUUCUUUCGUAUGUAGUAUAUAAUAAUAUACAGUCUACAAUAAUUAAUUAUUGAAAUUAUACUUCUUUAGGCGCGAUUGGGAGUACAUAAAUGUAAAUGUGCGCGAAUUCAUCAAAAAAUUUUAGCGCUACGCGCAGAUGAAACGUUAUGCGUUUGCUCUAAUCGGGUAUUCCAAUGACCUGCCAAAAAUUAUUCAAUAAGGCGAAUGUGCGUAAACAAAUGUUGUGUUUUAGUUCUUAUUCUUGUGAGAACAGAGACAAAACUAAGUUUAUAAUUACUGUAGUGACUUUUUAAAUAGUUUUUAAAAGCAACAGAUACUUAACUCUAAAUGUUUUAAUAUUGUAAUAAAAAAUUACAUACCUACCUAUUUUGAAAAUGUAAAAUGUAGUAGGUAGCGCUUCGAUUUACACAAUUUGAUUUCCAACAAAAUUUCUACCAAUCUUCAUCUAAUAUAUUGUUUCUUACUCUAUAGUUUGCUGUAUUUUAAUUCUACAAAAAUCAAACUAAUUUGGUUAAUUCACACAAUAAACAAAUGUGACCAAAUAUCAAAAAGUUUAAAUCAUUCAGGUGGCAUGUCUAAUUGGCUGCAUUUUAAUGUGCUUGGUUCACAACCUAAUGACCUAAUAUACAGGGAUUCGAUCCCCAAUGCAAAUUUUUAUUUUUUUUACACAUUUUAUGAUUAUAAGUAGUAUAUAUUACAGGAAAAUUUUUUCUUAUGGAUUUUAGUAAGUAUAUAUAUACUUUUUUUUUUCAGAAAAUACGUGUUUAGUUAAAAUUUUUACCAACAAUUGUUCAGAAAUCAUUUCUUUGUGGCAUUUUUCAAUAUGUUUGUGUGUGUUUUAUUCUUUUAUUUUUUAUAUUUUUUUACCUAUUUUUUUAAUAAAAAUUUUUGGAAAGUAGUAAGUAUUAAAAUUAGUUUAAUAUUUAAAUAAAAUAUAAAUAAACUGUUUAAAGUUUAUUUAUUUCGUUGAAAUCAUAUAAUAGAAGUAUAACUUCUUAUGUGCGUACAAAGUACACACACAUUCUUUUUUUUAUCUAAGUAUAUUCCUGAAAUAUUUAACUAAAUUUUUGUAAAACUGUCGGAUUAUAAAAGGUUUGUUUGUGAAGCUGAUCCCGGAUUAACAACUGAUUUAUCAUCAACUUUUGGUAUGUGCUUAAUUUGCGAAUGUUUAGUUGCAGACAAUUCCAAAUAAUUAUAUUUUUCGGAGCACUAAAUUUAUUGUGAAAUUUAAACCUUAAUGUGAACUUAGUCAUGUCAACUUAGCCUUUUAUGUUGUGAUUAUACCGCUCUAUCCUACUCUACUCUGCUACUUUUACCUUUUAUGAAGCAACGUAGUAUAGUUAUAGAUCUAGCUGUAAAUUCCGUCUAUUCCAUCGUGCGGCCAGGCUGUAAGGACCCAUGACCCACUAUUUGUUACCUCAUCCACCCUGAUCCUGUCUCGCUCUUUCUAGAUUCUCCUUUUUCUUUCUGAUUCGUAAUUAUGUCUACAGUAACAUCGUAGGCUUCGUUGUUCUGCAUCGCUUUUUGUAUAACAAUUGUUUGGUGUUAUCUCUUCUAGCCUUAAUAUUUGGUUCUUCUGUUUUCUUCGAAUUGAGGAAAAUAGUGCAAACAAAAAUGCAGUAUUCUGCGUCGUCUAUGAUGUCACAAUCUAUACACAUGACAUUUGUGGUCUUUAUUCUAUACGUCUACGACCUAAAGGAGCCUUGAGAAAUUGUGUAAAGUAAUAAUUGAACCUUCUAAACCUACACUGGGGUGCAAAAUUAACCGGACACCUUAAAAAUGGGUCGUUUUUGAUGUCUCGAAUUUCUUGAACCUGUUGUCCGAUUUAAGUAAUUUUUUUAAUAUAUUAUAGCCUUAUUCUUUAACAAUAUCGCUGUAAGAGAAUUGUUCAUAAACAGUUACAUUUUCAUUGUAUACCGGGUGUACCAAUCAAACUGUGUUUUUUCUCAAAGUUCGCAUCACUCUGUGGUAUAUUCUAGCAUUUUUAAAAUACUAAAAUUAAAAUCCAACUAUAGCCUCACGUUUUCUCAACAUUUUGUUUUUUGAUUCAUUCGCUUACAUUAGACCAUAAAAAAGUUAAGUACUUUAACAACUAGCCAUGUUUUUCAUCAAUACAGGGUGUUUUUUAAAUAAGUAUGGCAAACUUUAAGGGGUAAUUCUGCAUGAAAAAAUAAUGACAGUUUGCUUUAUAAACGGUAUGUUCGCAAAUCCUUCGUUUCUGAGAUAGAUGGUGUUGAAAUUUUUCUUACAAACUGAAGAUUUAUUUAUUGCUUUAAAACGGGUUGAGAUAUGCAAAUGAAAUUUGGUGGGUUUUACGAUGUAGUUAUUGUACAUUUUUUGACAUACAAGUAAGAAAUUAAUAUUAACCAUUGGCGCCCAUACAGGUAAUAUGAGCCGUCAUAUUACCCGUAUAUGCGCCAAUGGUGCAAUGGCGCCAAUCUUAAAAGACAAAAAAUUUCAUUUGCGUAUCUCAACCGGUUUUAAAGCAAUAAAUAAAUCUUCAAUUUGUAAGAGAAAUUUCAACACCCUCUAUCUCAGAAACGAAGCAUUUGCGGAUAUAUGUUUAUAAAGCAAACUGUCAUUAUUUUUUCAUGUUAUUAUUUCAUUACCCCUUUAAGUUUGCCAUACUUAUUGAAAAACACCCUUCGUCGUUUGUGCCUCCCAUUCUUUUUGUCGUAUUUGGAGCAUGUGGGGUCUUACUUUGUGUCUUUGUAAGCAGUUCUUUAUAUUUAGCCAUUCUCAAGGCUUCAUCGUCAUUAUCUGCUGCGAUUGAUUAUGAAGGGCAAAGUAAAAGAUAGAAGAGAUGUAGGAAGGAGAGAAAUCUCCUGGUACCGAAACCUUAAGGAAUGAUUUAGUCUGAACUCUAACCAACUAUUUAGAGCUGCUCUAAGUAAAAUAAGAAUUGACAUGUUGAUAUCCAACCUUCGGUAGAAGAUGGAACCUUAAGGAGAAGAUUAUUAAGAUGGUACCAUAUGGGAGCGUCGUGUAAGAGGGUAGAAUGUACAUACGUACAACUUGAAGGUACGUUCUUCUUUUGAGGGCACUUGGACCGCCGAUAUUUGGCAUAUAUAUCAUUUCCUCUUACUCCGUAAAGGAGCAUAGGGCAUCCACGAAGCUUCUCCAUUGGACUCUGUCUCUCGCCAUAGCUGCUACCUCUCCCCAACUUUCUCAUACCUUUGUAGUCAGCUUUAACUGUUCUUUUCCAGGUCGUUGCGGGUCGUCCUUACUUUCUUCGUCCUGCUACUGUCCAUCUUAGAGCUUUCUUUGUUAUGUCUGCGUUGUCCUUCCUCAGGGUGUGUCCCAGCCAAUUCCAUCUUUUCCUUUUAAUUGCAAUUUCAAUUGGCUCUUGUUUGGUUUUCUUCCAGAGUUCUUGAUUUGUUAUGAUGUUGUGCCAAUAUACUUUCAAAAUUUUUCGGAUGCACCUAUUUACAAAUACUUGGAGUUUUUUGACAGUUCCCUCUGUUAUUGCCCAGGUCUAGCAGCCAUACCUUAUUAAUGCCGCUGUUCUCUCUGCCCUUUCUGCUGUGAAAGCCAACUUUUUGAUAGCAGUUUUGUUGUUUGAAAAAAAGUAAGAAUAUAUUUAACGCUUCUACAUCCUACACCUCGAGCAGGAAAUCACUUAAUAUAGUGUUUUACACCUAAAAAGCCAAACAGUGAAUGGCACCUUUAAAUCUAUAACUAAUUUAUCUGGGAUCUGCUCCGCGCAUAAACCAAAAAUUACGUACUAUUUUUAUGUCCCAGUGACCUAAAUAAAUUUUUCAUCAUGAUAUCAUAGAUGAUAUAAAACUAAAAUACAUCUUUUAGAUGAAACUAAGCCGCUGUUUAACAUAAUCAUAUCACACGGCAUUAUGAAAACUUAUAAGUCUGUUUUAGAAUAUACUAUAAAAUGGUAUAAGAAAAUGGUAUACUAAAUUUUGUCACAGUGUAAAACAGAAAACAAAAUCUGUUAACAGAAAAUGUUAUACAAAUUAGAACAUGUCCUAUUUGAUACCAAUUAUUAGUACAGAGGCAUGCGCAGUUAGGUUAUUUUCGUUAUACUGUCACAUUGGUUUUUUUAAGGUUACCUUUUCUUUUAAGAAAUGUUGCAAUCGAAGCAGCAGAUAAUACCUAAUAGAGUUUUCUUAUUCAUCAUAUCUUUGUAAUACAAAAUAUCAAAGAUAAAACUAAGUUAAAUGUUGAGAAAAAUGAGGUUAACGCAUUAUUAACUGAAAAAGAAGAACAUUAAAAUUAACAGUACACGAAUCACCUUGCGAAUCACCAUAAAAAUAUAAAAAAGUACCUUUUUUGGCAUGUAAUGCGCAGAAUCACAUAACAGAUUCUAAUACGAAAAUGUGACAAUGUAAUACACAAAACUUCUUGUAUUUAUAUUGUACACAAUCAUUUCAUGUAAGUUUUUGUUAUACCAUUUUCUGUUAACAAAAAAGGUAUAGUCUAAAACAGACUUUAAGUUGUGAAUGGCAUGUAAACUUCAGAAAUCAAUCUUAUCGAAACCGUGGUUGAAAGAUUGUACUUACGAGGUAGAUUCUAUAAAUUCUAGGGUAGUCUAUGUCUCAGAUGACAACAAUUUCUUAGUUUUGUAUUUUAAAUUUGUUUAAUAAUAGUAUGUUAUCGCGGUUUCAUGGUACACAUCUAUCAUAAGACGUGCGCAGGUAGCUAAAUAUUAAAACUCAGAAACUGGCAACUAUGUCAGUUACCCACCAUAGUGCUGGCUUACAAAGGUGUCAUCUACUCUGAUGACCCUUCAUCAAAACAAAUAAUCUCACCAACAAUUUUUUCCUCGCUCUCGUAAGUACUUAUUCUUCAUCAUCAAAAUUUUUCUUGCUGUAUGAUAUGAUUUGCUUACUAGUUUAAAAAAGAAAAGAAACAAAAAAUAUACUACUUAGAAUUUCUAGCAUUAGUGAUCUAUAUAUGUUACAAGGCAACUCUUGAACGAGAAAAAUCUCAAAAAAAUUUGGUUGUUAUGUGUGUAAUCACAUAUGGGUCGUUUCGAAGGUUCGAUAGUCCCAAUAUAGAAGAAAUCCAUGUUCAUCCAAUUUCCGUUGGUUCUAUGUCCAUAAAAAUAAAUAUUUGAUUAUUUGUUAGGUUGUUUAGUACUAACUGUCAUUUGUAAUUCAAUGUUUAUUAAGAUAGGUAUCAAUAUAACACAAAAAGAAAAACCACGGUGCCUGAAGGCGGAAUGUCACACAGAUACAGAAGAAGAUAUAAUAAUUUCGUAUUUUGGCCAAAAUGGAAACAGUUUGGCUCUAUAAUAAAACGUUCUGAGCAUGUUUACCAUAAACAUCAAACUUGACGAUAUACUAUAUCCGAUUCGAAAUUUCUAAACCGCUGUUAUAUAUAUCUCAAGACAUUUGAGCGAUUGUGGUAUUGGAUUAAACUUAUAAUAACAUGAAACAUUCCAUUUUGGACAAAUACGAAACGAAAAAGCUACAAAUCCUCAAAGUAUAGAUUCCCACUAUAACUGACGAGGAUCUAUCGUAUUUAACCCCAUUUUUGUUUAACCUGCCUUAGAAUAUGUCACGUGAAAAAUUUAUCCAAAAAUCAAACCAGACAUAGCUGCUCGGGGAGCAAAACUCGCUUUUGCCGAUGACGUAGCCUAAUCAACAACGCAGUUCUAAUCAACAUUAGAAGUAAAAUAUUUUCUCGAGCUUUGAAGAAGCUGCAUAAAAUAUCGGGCUAAAAAUAAAUGAAGACAAAACAAAAUACAUUGUCGUCUCAAAACAAGAAUGAUCUAGGAGCAACAAUUACCAAUAACAACAAAAUAGUUCGAGAAACGCGAAUAAUGGCAGGAUACAGAUCGUUCUUUGCAAUGCAACAUCCAAUGAAGUUAAAACUUCUCCCACGAGGUGCAAAAAUGCAGGUAUAUAAAACCAUAAUAUGUACGACCAGCAGUCGCGUAUGGAAGCGAAACAUGGACGCUAACAAAAAGAGAAGUAAAUAAAUUGCUGAGGUGGGAACGUAAAAUCCUUCGAAUGAUAUAUGUCCCUUGCAGAGACAGCGUGACCAACGAAUGGAGGCGCAGAUACAAUAACGAGUCUUUCUUCGGAACGGAAAAUCUAGUCAGAUAUAUAAAGGCAAAUAGACUCAGAUGGCAGGGCAUGUGAUACGCAGUAGCGGCAAUCGCCUUAAAAACAAUGUGUUUUGGGAAAGGCCAGAUGGGAGAAGAUUUGUAGGUCGGCCUAGAAGAAGGUGGAAAUAUGCGUCAGAGAAGAUCUGGAAAAACUGGGAGUGAGACAAUGGGAAAUAGUGGCACAGGACCGACAAACAUGGAAGGCAAUAGUAAACGCGGCAAAGACUCAUGAAGAGUUGUAACACCAUUGAUGAUGAUGAUGAUGAUGACGAAUCUAUUGUAUCUAUAAAUGUAAUAGCUAAAAUAGUAUAUGUCUAUCAAAUUUUGGUACAUUUAUUAAUGUAGAAAUAUAGAAAAAUCAUCAGUUGACAUCAUUAACGGAACGCCUACUUUUUAAACAAUACAAAUGUUAUACAACCAAUAUUAUUUAUUACGUUUUUUAAUUAUUUAUUAUUUAUAAAUGACAGACGGUACUCAAUGACCCAAUUAUUUGUCCUCUUUCCGAGCCUAUGGACCACACGGAAUUUAGUCCCGUCCCUAAAGUUUUGAAAACGUUUCGUCUCAAUACAAUAAAGUAAAAAAAAAGAUAUAUUGUUCAAUAAUGCUUGUAGAAGAGAAUGACACAGAGCAAUGUUAAGAAAUAUAAGUAUAUCUGAAAUACGAUGAUAAUAAUAAUAUACUUACAUGCUAUGUUGGUUUGUGAAACAUUUGAGGAAAAAGUUAAAUUUACAAGAGAUCUUUAGUCUCUUGCUCUCUCUGUCGCUCCUUCGGCCAAUAUGUGUAUUUAUAAAUAUUGCGAUACUGAAGCUUGAAGAGAGGUAAGAAUUAUUCUAAAGUUCUUUUCUUGUGACAUUUUUAAUAUUAUUUACUAUCUGUAAUUGAAACUUACAACAAUUAUUUCAGUUAAAAAUAUAUUUACAAAUUACAGGGAAAGUCCCAGUGAUUGGCUGUAUACUUAAACUUAAAACUUAAACAGAAGUAAAAAACUUCGGUUUGUAUAAUGGUGUAAGUAUAUAAUUUUUAUUAAAAAACUUUUAAAAAGUCGUCCAAAUGGAUUAUAUAAAAACAUCAGAAGGUUUUUGAUCUAGUCAGAUCAUCAUCAGUGACAUUAUGUGUGAUAACUGAAACUAGCAUAAUUAUUUAUUAAAUUGUGCUAUUGUAAUGCGACACAAUGUAUAUGUUAAUCGAUUAUAAUAUUAAUACUCAAAAGCAGCAUGGCUUCCCUGCUCGAAAAACUGUAGGGGUACUUGUCAAGAUGAGUGACACAGACCGAAUGAGAUCAACAGAAUUCUGUCUGUGUCACUCAUCUUGACAAGUACCCCUACAGUUUUUCGAACAGGGAAGCCAUGCUACUUUUGAGUAUUAAUAUUAUAAUCGAUUAACAUGGACAUUGUGUCGCAUUACAAUAGCACAAUUUAAUAAAUAAGUAUGUAAUUUUGAAGUCUAUAUAUCAACUAGUGGGCUAUUUUCAAUUACUACACAGAAUGUCACUGAAGAUGAUCUAACUAGAUCGAAAACGUUCUGAUGUUUUUAUAUAAUCCAUUUGGAUGACUUUUUAAAAGAUUUUUAAUAAAAAUUAUAUACUUACACCAUUAUACAAACCGAAGUUUUUUUACUUCUAUGUAAGUUUUUUUAAAAAAUAUAUUUCUUUUGACGUUUCGAUUUCUGCUUCGGAAAUCGUUCUCAAAAUGUACAUUAAACAAGCAGGCAUGUAAAGAAAUUACAAUCAAGAUACAUUUAUCUACAAAGAGAGGGAAGUUUUUAUGAUUUUUCUUCUAUUUUUGACAAUUGAAGACACAUUUUUCGGUUAACCAAACCAAUGGUCUAAAUUUUCGAAAAUAUUAUUAAAAUUAAGCCUUUAGCUGCUUUCUAUUUGUGGCAGGUUUAUGGUUAAUUUGCUUUCUGUGUCAUUCAAAAGCAGCAAAUUGUUUUGCUCAUGUCAAAGGUUGUUUUUAUGUUCUCAAAAGAACGAAAGUUUAAUAAUAAUUGCAUCACUAAAAGAUUCGAGGAUGUUUGUAUAAGAUGUGCGAUACUCGAGAGUAGAAUCGCCAUUUUGUAUAAAACGGUCUAGAUAAAAAAUAAAUAUAGAGAUAGAGAAGUUGAAUAAGUCUUCAUAGUCCUAAUUUGGACAUAUGCAGAGAUGAAUAUGAAUUUUGUCCCUGUAAGUAAUAAUACUAUUGUUAUAACUUUAGUUACAAUAUAUUUGUUUUUAAUGUGAUUGAUGUUACUUAAUAGUACCUAAUAUUUUUAAUAAAAUUAUAUCUUAUUAUUAAAAAAA
Molecule: messenger RNA, 22041 nt
Organism: Diabrotica virgifera virgifera (western corn rootworm)
Lineage: Eukaryota; Metazoa; Arthropoda; Insecta; Coleoptera; Chrysomelidae
Gene: BicD
Product: protein bicaudal D
Exons: 8
Coding region: 97-2382 (761 amino acids)
Biological process (GO): regulation of microtubule cytoskeleton organization; microtubule anchoring at microtubule organizing center; protein localization to organelle
Cellular component (GO): Golgi apparatus; cytosol
Molecular function (GO): dynactin binding; dynein complex binding; cytoskeletal adaptor activity
Source: RefSeq, a predicted model, not a curated record